AUGCGCCUAUAGAGGCGGGACUCGUCUUGUUUAGCCCCAGCCUCCCUAUACAGCUCCAUUAACACCUUGUACGCUGAGUCUUUCGACUUUGCAUCAACUCUUACUUCUGUUCUACGCAACAUCUCGAUCGCUUUUCUUCUUGAACCGCCUUUCAAGUAAGCCUUUGCCAUGCUUAUUCCCGUUUGCCACGCCAGUUGGAAUCGCGGGUUUUCAUCUUCUAAUCCCAUCAGAAACUUCUCCAUUGCCUCCACAUCAGGGAUGCUUUUGAAGAACUUCUCUGCUUCUCUCAACCCUGAGUGGAUCUCAACAAGAUAAAGCCGAGAUGCAAAAUAUUCAGAGCUUACAUCGAAAACCCCUCGUUUAGGUAUCCACUCUAAGACCUAA
Eutrema salsugineum is the source of this 384-nucleotide messenger RNA. RefSeq lists its product as uncharacterized. Lineage: Eukaryota; Viridiplantae; Streptophyta; Magnoliopsida; Brassicales; Brassicaceae. The transcript is spliced from 2 exons. The record is from RefSeq and is a predicted model, not a curated record.